Gekko japonicus is the source of this 617-nucleotide messenger RNA. RefSeq names its product prefoldin subunit 1 (gene PFDN1). Gene Ontology annotation, cellular component: prefoldin complex; cytoplasm. The transcript has 4 exons. Lineage: Eukaryota; Metazoa; Chordata; Lepidosauria; Squamata; Gekkonidae. The record is from RefSeq and is a predicted model, not a curated record. Gene Ontology annotation, molecular function: protein folding chaperone. Gene Ontology annotation, biological process: protein folding. Bases 73 to 441 code for a protein of 122 amino acids.
CGGAGCCACGCGCGAAAGUCCGUUGCGGCCGUUGCGUGGUGCGCACGCGCAGUGGCUGUCCGCGCAGGCAAAAUGGCGGCGCCCGUGGACCUUGAGCUGAAAAAGGCAUUCACUGAACUUCAGGCAAAAGUCAUUGAUACCCAGCAAAAAGUGAAGCUUGCAGAUAUACAAAUAGAUCAACUAAACAGGACGAAAAAGCACGCGCAUCUUACAGACACAGAGAUUACGACUUUGGCUGAGGAGACACGAAUGUAUGAAGGUGUAGGAAGAAUGUUUAUUCUUCAGUCCAAAGGGGUAAUUCACAACCAGCUUUUAGAAAAACAAAAAAUUGCAGAAGAGAAAAUUAAAGAAUUGGAGCAAAGAAAGUCAUACCUGGAGCGGAGUGUUAAAGAGGCUGAAGAUAACAUCCGGGAGAUGCUAAUGGCUAGAAGAGCACAGUAGGGGGGCUUCAACCUCAUCAGUACCCCCCCCCUUUCUUGUAUUUGGACUGAGCGGAGAAAAGCAGAGCCACCUGGGAGCCAGAUCGUUCCGUGCAGAGGACCCGAGACCCUUGAGUCAUGCAGUGAAGCUGCACCCACCCAUCCUAUUGUUCGAUGUACCAAUAAAUUCUACCUAGG